This is a messenger RNA of Neolamprologus brichardi, 1659 nucleotides long. Lineage: Eukaryota; Metazoa; Chordata; Actinopteri; Cichliformes; Cichlidae. The record is from RefSeq and is a predicted model, not a curated record.
AUGACAGUAACCCUUCUGCUGUCAGAUUGCUGUAACUGUUCGUAUCUUCAGGCCAGGCCACAGGUUGAUGGUUUCGAACCAAACUCAUCAUUGUCCUGGGAGGAUUUUGGUGCCAUUUACGAUGCUCUGAACUUUAGCUAUAAUUACACCGAAUUUUUCGUUGACCCCGCCACCCAGCCCUGUAGCUUUCACACCAUCUCAGAUACUGUGAUGAUCGUUGUCAGUGUCUUUUAUGUCCUCAUCUUUCUGAUGGCACUUCCCGGUAACGUGGUGGUGGGGCUGGUGAUCAGCUUAAGCAAGCAACCUUUGACCUCUUCUGACCUCUACCUCCUCAACCUGGCGAUCGCUGACCUCUUGCUCGCCAUCACCCUCCCGUUCUGGGCCACCUCGGUUACUCAGGGCUGGGUGUUUGGAGAAGCCAUGUGCAAAAUAGUCACAAUCCUCCAAGAGGUGAGCUUCUACUCAACCAUUCUCUUCUUGACUUGCAUCAGUGUGGACCGGUACACUGUGAUUGUGCGCGCCAUGGAGGUCCGUAGGACUAAUCGACAGCUGGUCAGCUGGGGAGUUUGUGCUGCCGUCUGGAUUGUCGGAGCGCUUCUGUCCCUCCCGGGCUUGUUCAGCUCCACUUUCACCUCUUACAAAUCCAGUCACGUACUGUGCGCUGAAAAAUACGAUCCCAGCACUGCUGAUGAGUGGCGAAUGGCCACCAGAAUUCUCCGACACGCUUUGGGUUUUUUCAUCCCCCUGACCAUCAUGCUGCCCUGCUACGGAAUCACCAUCCAUCGCCUCCUUCACGUCCGUGGGGGGUUUCAACGCCAGCGAGCCAUGAAAGUUAUCAUAUUCGUGGUCCUCGCUUUCCUGCUUUGUUGGACGCCGUACCACCUAGUAGUGAUAGUGGACACAUUUUUCAGGGCAAAGAUAGUAGAGUAUCAGUGCCCAGCGAGGACAGCAGUGGACCAGGCCAUGUUUGUCACCCAGAGUCUGGCCCUGCUUCACAGCUGUUUAAACCCAGUGCUGUACGCUUUCCUGGGAGAGAAAUUCAGAAGGAGGCUGCGGCAGUUAAUGACAAAGAUAGGAAUCAUUGAAAGAUCGUCAACGUCAAGAAGCAGCAGAUCUUCGCUGUCAUCGGAGCUCACGCCUACAAUCAUGUGAGAACAUCAGAGACACUUGAAACUACUCAGAUCAGCUGAUCAGGGAGAUUCAAUGCAGGGAUUAAAGUGUAGAAAACUGCUAGUUUUGAUAAUCCUCAUAUUUGUACUGCAGCUAAUAUUUGUCAAAGAAAGACUUCAAAAUAUUUUUAAAUAAUUUGUGUAAUAAUAUUAUUAGUGUACAUACUUUUUAAGACUUUAGAUUCUAUUUUAUUAUUAUUUAACUUUGAUUUGUUGCACACACUUUUUUGUUUUUCUUUGAGGUUUGUUAAAUUCGCCCGGUCAUCUUCAAUGACGAUUCUGAAGAAAGAGAAAAUAAAAGAUGCCGCGUUUCAACACGACAUCGCAGCAUUACAACAUUAACACUGAGCCCUUGCCAGUGAACUCUGAGUUGCAACAAUUCGGCGGUAGAUUGUGAAACAUCAGUUCAUCAAUUGCAUAACAUGGAGUUAUUUUUAUAGAAAUGCAUUCACAUUUUUGUAUCUGUGUAUGGUUGCCAUCAACGUCUGUA